UUUCAGGAUAUUGCAAAUCCCUGCUCUGUUCAUUGUCUCAACCUCUUCUUUUGCCCAUUUCAUUGGAAGCGAGCUUUGCUUGACCCUUGAUCUUCCUUCAGCGCUGGCAUAGAUGGCGAAUCGCUGGCUCAGGCCCGAGGUUUACCCCCUGUUCGCGGCUGUUGGAGUUGCUGUAGGGAUUUGUGGGUUUCAAUUGGUUCGCAAUAUCUGCAUCAAUCCUGAAGUCAGGGUAAGCAAGGAGGGGAGGGCUGCAGGAGUGCUGGAGAACUUUGCUGAGGGAGAAAAGUAUGCAGAGCAUUUCUUGAGGAAGUAUGUGCGCAACAGAGCCCCAGAGAUUAUGCCCUCCAUCAACAGCUACUUUGCUGACUCAAAUCGCAACUAAAUCUAUUUGAAACAUAACUAUUAAGUAUGAUUUAAGUGCAAACCCUGUUAUGUGUAAUAUAAGGUUUUUAGAUGCAUUGAUGAAAUGGGUGUGAUCUUAGGCUGACUCGUAUGAUGUCAGCUGAGGAAGAUACACUAAGAAUUAUUAUGUGUGGGUGCUUCAAUGAUAAGACUUGGAGGAUUUAUCUA
Prosopis cineraria is the source of this 570-nucleotide messenger RNA. RefSeq lists its product as uncharacterized. The transcript is spliced from 3 exons. The record is from RefSeq and is a predicted model, not a curated record. Bases 113 to 382 code for a protein of 89 amino acids. Lineage: Eukaryota; Viridiplantae; Streptophyta; Magnoliopsida; Fabales; Fabaceae.